Entrophospora sp. SA101 is the source of this 396-nucleotide messenger RNA. The record is from the annotation of a GenBank genome assembly. Lineage: Eukaryota; Fungi; Glomeromycota; Glomeromycetes; Entrophosporales; Entrophosporaceae.
AUGGAGAGUGCAGUUAAAACCUGUGACCUUGAUAAGAUAAUAAAUUUUAUUGGUGAUACUGAUGCACCUCAUAAUACUUCUCACAUGAUAAUGCACAUGGUAGUAGACCCCUCAAACUUUUCAACAAUACAAACAUGUGAAGAUGAAUCAGUUGCAGGUGGUAUUUGUGGUAAUCUGUUUGAAGAAUUUUCACAUAAAAUGCUAAAGGGUGGUGGAAAAUAUGAAAUAAAAUUAUUAGAGUCAGAAGAAGGAAAUCCACAAAGAAAAAAACUUGAACUUAACACAUCAAGAUUUUAUUGUUAUCCAUCUAUACAUUCAUUUGAAUCAAUUGAUGCAUUAAUUCCAGGAACUAAAUCUUCAAAUCACAGACUUUUUCAAAUGACAGUUUCAAAUUAA